Molecule: messenger RNA, 288 nt
Organism: Akanthomyces muscarius
Lineage: Eukaryota; Fungi; Ascomycota; Sordariomycetes; Hypocreales; Cordycipitaceae
Exons: 2
Coding region: 1-288 (95 amino acids)
Source: RefSeq, a predicted model, not a curated record
AUGCGCUCGCCCAAAGGGUGCCAUGCAGCCCGUUUGGCCGAUUCUGUCGAGCGUGAUGCCGUAUAUUCGCUGUGUCACGAGUUAGCGCCUACCGUCAUCGUGUAUUCCAUGCUCUAUCAGGCGCGGCACGGGAAUGUCUGUGUUUUGAGCGACGAGCUCGAGAGCCUUGGCCUCGUUGGUGAUGCGCUCGUGAUUCCUGAUGUCGAGUUCGUCUCGUCAGAAAGCUUGAAUGAUACUUGUUCAGAUAGUCCCAGAGCUCGCUUAUCAAGAUGGGAUCUGCCAUACUGA